Molecule: messenger RNA, 828 nt
Organism: Penicillium soppii
Lineage: Eukaryota; Fungi; Ascomycota; Eurotiomycetes; Eurotiales; Aspergillaceae
Gene: idi1
Product: isopentenyl-diphosphate delta-isomerase IDI1
Exons: 3
Coding region: 1-828 (275 amino acids)
Biological process (GO): isopentenyl diphosphate biosynthetic process; isoprenoid biosynthetic process
Cellular component (GO): cytoplasm
Molecular function (GO): isopentenyl-diphosphate delta-isomerase activity
Source: RefSeq, a predicted model, not a curated record
AUGACCGAAACAAUCACCGAAACAGUCACUCUUAGCGGUCCGCCUGAAAUCACGGCGGACAAUGUCGCCAUUCUCUUCCCCGAAGUCGAUACAUCGCUCGCCCGCGAAAUCCUCCCCACCGCUCAGAGCAACAGCGCACGCGAGGCUAGCGAGCUUGAAGGGUACGAUGAAGAACAAGUCCGCCUGAUGGAUGAAGUCUGCAUUGUUUUGGAUAACAAUGACCGCCCGAUUGGAAGCGCCAGCAAGAAGCUGUGCCACUUGAUGACCAACAUUGACAAGGGUCUCCUCCACCGCGCGUUCUCUGUUUUCCUUUUCGACUCCAAAAAGCGUCUGCUGCUCCAGCAGCGCGCUACCGAGAAGAUCACCUUCCCCGAUAUGUGGACCAACACCUGCUGCUCACACCCUCUGGGAAUUCCUGGUGAGACAGGCUCUGAGCUGGAUGCUGCUGUGCUGGGCGUGAAGCGUGCCGCGCAGCGCAAGCUUGACCACGAGCUGGGCAUCAAGGCUGAGCAGGUCCCCUUGGACAAGUUCGAGUUCUUCACCAGAAUACACUACAAGGCCCCCAGUGAUGGCAAGUGGGGUGAGCACGAAGUGGACUACAUCCUCUUCAUCCAGGCCGAUGUCGACCUGGACCCAAGCCCCAACGAGGUCCGCGACACUACCUAUGUGUCGGCCGAUGAGCUGAAGGCAAUGUUCGAGCAGCCUGGUCUGAAGUUCACUCCCUGGUUCAAGCUCAUCUGCAACUCGAUGUUGUUUGAAUGGUGGAGCCACCUCGGCACCCCUGCCCUGGACAAGUACAAGAACGAACAGGAGAUCCGUCGGAUGUAA